GAAGAAAACAAAAAGACGCAUAUCUUCACUUUCUGCGACUCGCGGCGUUCAAGGAAAUGCAAAGAUGAACGGAGCAACAGAAAGACGAGACGCUCGAUAAGAGCCUCGCCUGCUUCUCUCGUGUCUCGCUAGCUCUGAGAAAGAGAAAGAGAGAGAAUCCGUUUUCUCUCCCCCUCUUUAUCACUUUCAACCAACGCUUCCCCGUCAACUUGUCAUUCGUUCUUCUUCUUCCCAUGCCAUUUGGGAUGUUUCCUCGGUUCUCCUACUCUCUCACCUGCCAACUCUUUCUUCGGCGUCUUCUUCGUCUCCUCUCUGGGUUGCGCGUACCGCCGAGACAUCAUGGCGUCUCUUCAGUCUCCAGUUUUCGACGCGGCUCUCUGGGAAGUCGAUUCGACCUCUGAGAAAGUUCCGUCCGUACGUUCUUCUCAUCCUGCUCAUCGUUCUUCUCAUCAUAGGUCUUCUGUCUCUUCUCCCCAUCGUUCUUCUGUCUCUUCUCCCCAUCGUUCUUCUUCUCUUAAUCGUUCUUCUUAUCGUAGGUCCUCCUCUAUCUCUUCCCCCCAUCGUUCCUCUUCUCCCCAUCGUUCUUCUGUCUCUUCUCCCCAUCGUUCUCCUUCUCUUAAUCGUUCUUCUUAUCGUAGGUCCUCCUCUACCUCUUCCCCCCAUCGUUCUUCUUCUCCUCAUCGUUAUUCUGUUUCGCCUCGUUCUUUUUCUUCCGCGUCUUGGGCUUCCAGAAGAGGUGAAUUCGAGAGGAAGGGAGAGGCGAAGGAGACAGUCUCUCUGGCUGUUUCGUCUCGCGGCCUCUCUGAGUCUCUUCGCGAAGUCAAGCGAACGGUGUCCGUCAGCAGCGCCCUCGACUCGACGACGGCAUCUUCGCUGUCACCUCCAGUGGAGGUUUUCGGCCGGUCCCUCCUCUCGGUGUCCAGCUCGAUCCCCCAAUCAAGUAUAUCCCCUCAGGCAGCAGCUGCGCUUGACUCUCGAAUCUACUUCUCUCCGUUCCCUUUGUCCCCUUCCUCUUCUUCUCUCUCUUCUUCUUCUCACUCCCCAUCUCAAUCUUCGUCUGCUUCCUCUUCUUCCUCCCCAUCUCCAUCUUCGUCUGCUUCCUCUUCUUCCUCCCCAUCUCCAUCUUCGUCUGCUUCCUCUUCUUCCUCCCCAUCUCCAUCUUCGUCUGCUUCCUCUUCUUCCUCCCCAUCUCCAUCUUCGUCUGCUUCCUCUUCUUCCUCCCCAUCUCCAUCUUCGUCUGCUUCCUCUUCUUCCUCCCCAUUUCAGUCUUCCUCUUGUUCUUCCCCCUCUUCUUCUGCGUCUGCAGAGAGGGAGGAGUGGAUUUGUCGUUUUCCAUCUGAGAGUUGUUCUCCCGUUGUCUCAGAGCCGAGAACCACGGGUGAGGGAGAGGACGGCGAGGAAGCAGACGAAGCGCCCCCCGAGGAGAGAGAGCAGAAGGCGACACUCGAGAAAGACGACGAGGAUUCGCCGGCGUUUCCAUUCUCUCCUCGACAGAGACAGCAGGCGCCGCAGUUCUCAGGUUCUUCUCCACCUGUCGCUUCUUGGAAAGAACACAGACGCGAAUUGUUGCGACAGAACUUGUCGGUUCGUCGUCCACGCUUUUCCUCAGCUUUUGAAGAAGACUCCAGCCGCCGAUACACCUCAGACCGCCGGCCGUCUUCCUUUUCUUCUCCCUUUUCUUCUCCUUUUUCUUCCCCUCCGUUUUCUGCUUCCGACUUGAUCGCGUCUGGCGCCUGCGGCCUCCCGAUUUCUUCUGCCUCGCCUUCCUCGCUCGCGCCUCCUUCUUCUACGACGCCUUCCGGAGAUGCACCUGGCAACUGCGAGGGAGAAAAGGCAGAAGGGGGAGAGGAAGUCAUGCUCGCGAGGUGCAGCGAGCAUGAACCUUCAAAUGGGGGUCGCUCGUCACAUGACGGCUUGCGGAGACACUCUUCAUUCGGAAGGCAGAAAGCGACGCGCCGAAGAGGGAAAUCAAAGGGAGAGCGAGAAGAAGACGCAGGUGGAGUGCAUCCGGGCAACUCGUCUUUCUCUACUUCUCUUGGAGGUUCGCAUGGCGAGACCGCGAUAAAAGGACCCCUAUGGUCGGACCGCAUGAGCCGCCACCGUCGAGCUGUCUCUCUGUCUCCUCUGAAGGAGCCGUCUUCGGCCUCUUCCACGCCGGAGACGAACCUGCGUCGCUUCUUGAAGGCUCGAGAGUUUGAGGCAAGUGCGAAGAUCUUGUCAACUCUGUCUCCGUCGGUCAGGAUUCGUCUCUUUCUGGAUCUGCUCCGACAUUUGCAUUCUCUCUCGUCUGCGGCUGCAGUUCCCUUUCGUUCGACUGCUCCCGCAGCAAGUCACUCAAAGGCUGCAUGUUCUUCCUCCCGUUCUUCGUGCUCUCCACUGUCUUCGAGCAAUCCGGACUGCUUGCUCUCGCUGGCGACAGAGAACUUCCUCCUCUCUGCGGAGGCGCUCUCCUCGCUUGUGAAAGGUCCGCGGGAGGCGGCAGAGAAGCGAGGAGAGGCUGAGGGGGGAAGGCGAGAAGCAGAGGAAGAAACCGAGAGCGACGGCGAGUGUGAGCGUCGGGAAUUCCUCAGUUUGAAGGAAGGAGAGGACGAAGGAGUGGAAGGAUCUAUCGUGGACGCCGGCUUUCGCUGUCAGAGCAGUCUCUUGGCAUUUUGCCUCCUCGCCCCGGAGAUCGUUCAGAACGUCUUCGACGUCUCCCAUUUUCCCCUCCUCUUCCCUGAAAACCAAGGUGAAGAAGAGAGGACCCGCAGCCUCUUUCUCUUCUACGCAUUUCUGCUUUCUUCGCGGUCCAGAAAAAACAGAGAAAGCUCUCAGGAACACCUAAGCCGGCCUCAGCGCUCUUCCGCAUUUCCCUCUUCUUCCUCUUUUUCUUCUUCCUCUUCUUCUUCCUCUUUUUCUUCUUCCUCUUUUUCUUCUUCCUCUUCUUGCUCUUCCAGGUUCUGCGCUUCGCCCUGUGCUGUUGGCGAGGAGGUCCCCGAGAAGCGGAGAGACUGGUCCGCGCGUUUCUUCUCGCUGCUCCUGCGUGAGGCGUCCGACGAAGAGAGGACGGACAGGAAGGUCGACGUCUUCGCUCUCAGAAAUCUAGGACCCUCGGCGACGCGCACAGCCUUGUGCCUUCUCUGGAGAGAGGCUCUUGUGGGGGUGCCGACAAGCCUCGUCGACGAAGACGCCGCCGAGACAGACGAGAAGACGCGAGAAGCAGAUACGAGCAGGGAGCAGAAGGGUGAAGAGACUGGGAGAAGGGAGGAGAGUGAGGAGGAGGCAUUGAGGCGAGGCGGCGAGGAAGAGAGAACAGUGGCUCCAACAGACAGUGGAGACGGGAACGCGAAGAGCGACAAAGAAAAACCUGGAAUGAGGGCAGAAGAGCCGGAAGAAAAGGAGAAAAAGAGACUCAGAGAAGAAGCGAGAGCAGCGCAUGCGUUGCUCGUCGACGUGUUGCCUGUCUGGGCAGACGACGAAUCUAUGGCACCGGAGAUGCUGUCGCUUCUCGCCGAUGUCUCUAAGCGUUUCCUGGCUUUUUCACAGUCUCUCGCUUCUUCUUUGGCAUCGGUACCUUCUUCUUCUUCUUCUCCUCCUCCUUCUCCUCCUUCGCCGUCAGCCUGCGCUUCUCUGCGAUCCAUCCGUCAGGGGGAUGCUUCUCCUGAUGACGGAGACGCACUGACUAGGGCGUUUCUUUCGCGAGUAACUUUUCGGAAGGGUCUUUGCGCUCCAGGUCUUCUUCUUCCUCUCGUAACUCUUCAAGCAGAUUCAGACAAAACUCUUUCCUCAAGUUUCGCGUCGCUUCUCUCUUCUCUCAGGGCCUCUCCCGCAGAGACCGUCGAGUUCUGGACGGUGGUGUGGAUCUUCGCCAUCAGGUGCCUUUCGCAUGUUUUCCCCUCUCCCCCUCUCGUUCUCUCUUUCUGCCGCGCCUCGAGCCUUGCUUCGGCCCCCGCUCUCCCUGUCUUCUUCCAGUGCGGCGUUGCCGCUCUUGUCCGGAUUCUCUCCCUCAUCCUCGCAGCAACUCUCCCUUCUUCUCCCUCUUCUUCUUCCUCUUCUUCUCUUUCUCCCUCUUCUUCUUCCUCUUCUUCUCCCUCGGCGUUUGAGCUUUGUCUGCGCGUCGCAUGCUCGCCGAUUGAGGAGGCGGUCAGCCUCGCGACGGCGAAGCCAGGCAGAACGAGAGUGGAGACGACGACGAAGAAGAGCGAGGCAGAUAAGUCGAUCUGCUCUCCAGUUUCCUCGCCACACUCAGAUGUGGAGGAGGCGUAUGUUGGGCUGCAGCUCUCGACUCCUGCGGAGCAGACGCACAAGGCUCUUUCUCUGUCUCCUCAAAUCGCGGACGAGAGCGGUCUGUCGGCACCGAUUUCGACCUCGAGUCCGACCGCUUCUCCUGCUCGUUCUGCGUGUUUGCCGCCGUUCUCGAAGCGAGCUCCCGUUUCAGUGGCCCGGCAUUUCUUCACUGGCUGCCUCUCAGCUUCUCUGCUUCGCCUGGUGCUAGAAGAAGACCCGUCGCUCUUUACUUCCUCUUGCACUCGACGAGGGAUUCAAUCGGUCGCUGCGUUGCUUCUCUCCGCGACAAAGGCGAUCCAGGAUGCUGCAGCAGGCUACACCACCCUGUCGCGCUUCGCCGGCGGAGACGGACAGGGGGGUCGAAGGGAGGAGAGAAGAACCGGAGGAGAGGAGAAGAAAGGCGAGAAAGAAACGAGUGGACGCACAGCAGCAGAUCAAGAGGCGGCGGCGAGGAACGACUGGGGCAGAGACUCUCUGUGCUCUUGUGAGGAGGCAGGAGUCGAGGCAGAGAAAAGAGACGGCCUUUCUCUGUCUCAGGAAGCGCUCAACUUUGCGCAAGCGACAGAAGCGUUUGGCGUGCAGUUGAUGAAGAAACUGAAGGAGAAAGCAGCGCGGCCAAGAGACAGGCAAAGAAGGACGAGCUCGGGAUCUCCUCCACAGUCUCCUGCUGUGGAGGGAGGGUCCUUGGUCCUGUCAGCGAGUCCUUGCAGAAAGCUCCGACAGUCUUCCUCUCCUUCGUCUCCUGCUUCUUCGCCUCGAGCUUCUUCUUCUCGCUCUUCGCGAUCACCUUCUCCUCGAUCUCGUUCCUCCUUCUGCAUGUCACGAAUGCCGGAGGAAGCGACGCACUUGGGUUGCUCAGCUGUUGUGGCUUCUCAGCGAACAGAGCGAGACGGCCAGAAUCGAAAAGCAGGAGCUGGAGGACGCGAGGACCAAGGCGGCGGUGGUGGAGAAGGGAGAGAAGAAGAAGAGGGGAGCAGGACGCCUGCGGACCUGAAGUCGGGAGGAGCAUCCUCACCUUGUGAAGCAGAGACGGGUCGCGGCGAUCGUGUGUCGAGGAAGAAAGAAGAUUUCUCUGGCUCCCAGUCUGUUGCUGGGAGUCGGACGGAUGAAGCAGCUCGAGCGCGGGCAGAAACCGAGACGCGAUUAAGGGGAAGUGGAGAAGGAAGACGUUCCGUUGUUCAGGAUCGCAGGCGAGAAGAACGCGCGUCAGCUCCCGCGAGCGAGGCGAAGGGGAGCGAAGCAGAGACCGAGAGGGAAGCACCCGGCAGAACGAGGCCCCAGGACGGUGGACAUGCAGGCAAGAAGACCUGCGAGGCACUGCUGCACGAGGGAACCGAGGGUGGAACGGCAGUCAAAGGAGCGAACGCAGCGAGAGAAGAGAGAGGUUGGGAGACAGGAGAUCGAGGAAGAACGAAGUCGACAAGCGAAAGUGGAGAAGAAAGGAGUGAGGACGAGAUUGAGACCCAGGAACGACAUGAAGAAGCGAUGAAUCUGGGAGAUCGAGGAGAGCGCCUCACGAAUCAGAGACGUCGAGCAAAACACGAAAGCAAAGUGGAGAAACGCAGAAACGUCUCGAAGAAAGAAGGUCGAGACAACCACACAGAGGGAGGCGAAAGAAUGUCGAGAUCAGGACGUGAACGGCACACUGUCUGCAUGAACCAGAGGAGCGAGAAGUCGGGAACCCCAUUCAAGUUCUUUGGAGAGGAAACGACAGAGCAAAGGUCGUCGCAGAUUUCCUGUCCUCAAAUGCAGACACCCGCUGUCGCUACCUCACCUCUCUCGGCUGUCUCUGCACCUCUCUCGGCUGUCUCUGCACCUCUCUCGGCUGUCUCUGCACCUCUGUCGUCUCCUCUCCCCGAGCCUGAGACAGGUGUGGACACAGGUUUCGACGCCGCUCGGCGCCUGCUGUUCCUUCAACAGAGACAGGAAGAAAGGAGAUCGAGAGCGGCUGCUUUGGUGGCGGAACGACGCGCGAGCGCGGCUGUGGAAACGCCGGCGUUUCCGCGGCUGGCCGCGCUUCGGCGGAAGCGCGCCGGUGUCUCUCUCGGCGAGGAGACAGGCCCCGCCGCUCGAGCGGUUGCGAGUCUCCUGCUGCGACGCCACUCCCAGCAAGUGUCUCCCGGCGCACAGGCAGCGAAGACAAGUUCUUUUCGGCCAGCGAGCAGAAACGGAGAGCGAUCGACGCUUUUUCUCUCAGCCGCUUCGCCACCGGAGCUGUCCCCGUCCGAGGCUUUGCAGAGGGCGAGGCGCGAGCACGGGGAGACCAGGCCCGGUGAAGUGGACCUUGGCGCGGGAGUCGUUCCGGCUCGGACAGGCUCUGCAGAAGGCUCCUGCAGACGAUGGCGAGGACGCCGAGAGCCUCCUGGAGAGACGAGCGACGACUCGGAGGCGACGACGUCCGCGGGGAGAGGAGGGGAGGAAGUGACGGAAGAGGCAGAGAUGGAGAUGCGGCAAAGGAUGAGGCGACAGCGACAGAGACGCCUUCUCCGUUUAAUGCUUCGCAUGGAGCUGAGAGACAGAGAACGAGAAGACGCAUGGGCGAAGAUCAAACGCGUAGUGCGAAGCGAGGCGGGUGCAGAGGAGAUCCGAAAACUCCAGCAAAGAAUCCGAUCCGAGAGUUCGGACUCUGCUUCUCCCCUGUCAGACGCGUCGUCGGAAGCUCGAGAGAGCGUCGAGACACCGGAGGAGAGAAAUCGCCUUCACAACGCUCACAAGAGAACUCUUUCUUCUUCGGAUAAGCGAGCGUCGGCGCCGGGGACAAAUCCGUUUGUGUCCGCCACCACGAGGAGACCUGGCUCCUGUCUUUCUUUGACUUCUCCCUCUGCCUUGUCUCCUGCUGUGCCCCCAGCUUCUCUGCACCAGCGGAGUGCGUCGGGGGACCUCUCCACUUCUUCCAGGCAUCCUUUCAACAGUGUCCGCUUUCCAGCCUCCCCUUCUGAGGAGGAAAAAGGCGCCUCGGGAGAGUCGCGCCUGGCGCAACGUUCCAGAGGUCCUUUGUUCUCCUCAAAUCCUUCGUCUCGUGUCGUGGUUCGGUCCUCGUCUAGGCCUUCUCGGUCUUCUCUUUCUUCUUUUCCUCAGUCUCCCUCUCCCUUUCCUUCUCCUGCUAUUUCUUCUUCGUUGCCUCACUCUUCAUCUCCCUUCCCUUCUUCUUCUUUUCCUCAUUCUUCUUCUUUUCCUCAUUCUUCUUCUUUUCCUCAUUCUUCUUCUUUUCCUCAUUCGUCUUCUCCUCCCCUUCGUUCUGCCUCGGUUGCCCUCUCUGUGCCGUUCUCUGGACCUGGGCCUUCAGUCGACUCUGAGAAUGGAGCAUCACGUCCUCUUUCUUCUGCGCCUGCGUCUGCCUCGGCUUUCGCAGAUUCUCUCGGUUGCUACAAUGGAACUUCUCAAAGUCGUCAUCAGCCUGGGAGUUCGUCUACCGAAGCGCCGAUCUCCUCCGGUGGAAUGCCUCUCCCUUGCUCUCUUUCCUCGCCGUUGACACACCCGCCUGCUUCGUUGUCUUUCCAUCCUUCUCUUUCUCCCCCUCCAUCUGUCCUUCCUCCGCCGUCUGUCUCUCCCCCUCCGUCUGUCUCUCCCCAUCCUUCUUUCGCUCCUCAUCUUUCUUUCGCUCCUCAUCCUCCUUUCGCUCUUCGUCCUUCUCUGCAAUAUGGAAGUGAGCAGCGUUUUGCUCCUUCUCCGUCUCUCCUUCCUCCUUCAUGUCUUGUUUCCUCUCUGUCCAUUGCUUCCCCGACGAACGUUGCUGCGCCGUUCUUCCAGCAUUCUGGUUCUUCUUCCUCUUCGCUGCCUGCGCUGGCUCAUUCGUCGGCGGGUGCCCAGUUCUUUUCUUCCUUUCCUUGUUUUCUCCCUUCUGUUCCCCCAUGCGCCGGCUCCCAAGAGAUCCCGUCGGCUCCAGCGCUGUGCUGGUCUCCUGGAGUGGAAGCGUCGGACCCCCGUUUUUCAGCUGGCCUCCCGGCUGCUCCGCCGCUCUUCUCUCCAGACGCGAGUCUAUCCCCUUCGUUCUCGGCUGCGAGGCGAACGCUCGAUUUGCCGGUGCCUUUCACCCUCCAAGACAGCGUCUCCUUCGACUUGUACGCGCCUCGACGCGGACGCUCCGCUCGUCUGCAUGCGGCGCCGAGGAAACCUGUGGGGUUGAGGAAUCUGGGGAAUACCUGCUACUUGAACAGUUUUUUGCAGGCGCUGUUCCUGUCGGACGCGUUUGUCGCGAAUGUGUUUCGCUUUUCAGGGAGAGCGCCGUCGCCGACUUCUCGUCUCUCGUGCUCCUCAUCUCCCCCGCAGGAUAUCCCGAAUCCUGCGCUUUUGCGGGAGCUGCAGAUUCUCUUUGCGCAGAUGCUCUUGCUCUCUUGUUCGGAUGCUUGCUCGUCUUCUUCGAGUCCCUGCGCAGACGCUUCGUCGGACUCGUCCGGUGCGCCGUCUGCCUCCCUCUCGCCUGCCGCUGUGCUGCGAGUCCUGCCGGCAGAAUACCGCGCUCAAGAGCAGCAGGACGUUUCGGAGGCUGCGCGGGAGAUUUUCCAGUCUCUGGGUGGACAGGAGGACGCGCUGAUUCGAUCUGUCUUCGCCGGACAGACCGCGCAAGUCGUCGAGUGUUGCUUCUGCCAGACUCAGAGUCGCAGAGAAGAGGUCAUCCACGAUCUCGGCUUCCCCGUUCCGUCUCAAGCCUGGGUCGAGGAGAAGCAGCGCGAGACAGCGCGCGCAAGAAGGAGGCUAUCGAAAGUCGGAUUGAACGGCGUAUCGACUGGCUUCGAGGCCGGUGUCUCUCAAGCUGUCUCCUCGGUUCCUGGAGGGAACAGCGGCGCGCGGGGGUACGGCUUUGCCGGCGAAGACCGACGGGGCGCAGCCGACGUCUGGGAGGGUCCGAGCCUGCAGGAGUUCUUCGACGCUCUCGUGAAGAAGGAGCGUCUGUGUGGGGAGAACGCGUACGCCUGCGAGGUCUGCAAGACGAAGAGGGAUGCCGUUAAAUGGCAAGAAAUUGUCUCGCCUCCGGCGCAUCUGAUUGUCGUCUUGAAUCGGUAUUCGUGGUCAGUUUUCUCGAACGAGAAGAAGAAAAAUGUCACCCAUGUUCACGUUGACGGAACGCUGACCAUUGGCGUCUUCACCUACGAACUGUACGCGGCGGUGAUUCAUGCGGGAGCCUCGGCGAACUCGGGGCACUACUACUGCCUGGGAAGGAGGUCCGAGUUUCCUCGAAACGGAGCUGGAGACAACAAAGGAGAGAGCCGACGGUCUGCAUGGUUCAAGUUCGACGACAGUCGCGUCACACCGGUCGACGAGGAGACCGUGAACGAAAUCAGCGCGGACGACAGGUCGGACGACUCUCCGUACAUGCUUUUCUACCGCUGUGUUCAGGCGCCUCGCACAUCCACUUGCCUCGUCCCCAAACGCAUCUUGAAGAGCGCAGAGCGGAGACUUCAGGAGGAGGACUGAAGAGACACAGGGCGCAUGGCAGAACUUGCCUUGGAGCCGAAGAGGGAGAAACAGUGGAGGGAGAGAAGAAGAAGGACCGGUGGAGGCUGCGCAGGAGCAGAAGAAGAGACAGAAAGAAGAGGGAGAGAGGAACUGAGACAUUCAGACAGAGAGAGAGAGAGAGAGAGAAGAGGCGCCUCGAAGGAUGAUAUGGAGGAGGGAAGUGCAGGAGAGCACAGGGAGAAGAAGAGAUGACCCGAGACCGACUUGGAGAGUCGGGUGAACAACAAGAGUGACAUCAACGGAGUCAAGACGAGGGAAACUCCGGUUCGGUGGCCUGGCGAGAUGUCGUGAUUUGCCGUGUCAUUGCCAAGUGGAGGUUCGCGCACUGAUGGAUUCGUUGUAAAGAAACAGAAAGAAGAGGAAAUGCAUCGUAUGUUGUGUUGUGCGAAGCCGACCGAGGAGACACUUCAAGAACAGGCAACAUAAAGGUCGUCAAGUAGUGCUUCGACGUCAAGAAAGAAACAGGGCAAGAAUACUCUCUUCAUUUUCUCACGGCUUUCGUCCGUCGCCCACCACAUUCACGCAGACAUCAAUGUAUACACAUGCAUAUGCAACAUGCACAUGGAUAUGCAUAUUAUAUAUAUAUAUAUAUUUAUAUAUAGAAACAGUUUUUCUGAUAGGGUGAAAGACAAACAGACCGGUCACGUUUUUCCUUGGUGAGAGGGUUCACAGUUGCCUGUAGAGAACAGGCAAAAAGUAGAAGAAAAACUUUUUUCGCGAAAGCGUAGGCCAGGAGAGGGACGGAGCGUCUGGCUGAGGAGGUGCAAAGCAAACGCCGUUCUUACAUCGAGAGGACUUUUUUCGAUUUUGUGAGUGCAAUUAUCUGUCGUCUCUUUCCCUCUCUGGACUCGUGUUUCUUCUGCCACUGCAGCGACACCUGCCUGUUUUUGUUUGCUUUUUUUCGCGCCACCGAGAGCUUCGUUUUCUGGGUUCCCCUCUCUGUUUUCCUCUUGCGUAAAGACAGUUCUAUUGAAAGUGGAAAGACCUGGCGCGGGAGGGGCGGCCAGGCGAAAAGCCUGAAUGGUCAAAAAGGUGAAACAACAGUCCCACCAAGAGAAAAAAGCAACCGGGAACAGAAGAAGAGAGAACAAGUGAGACAGCACGAGAAAGGGCAAGAGGGCGAUGUGAGCAGAGUCGAGGGAGACGGACAAGGGAGGAACGAGAUCCCAGUGGAGAAGAGAGAGUGCGACAGGAAAGAGGAAGGUAAUUGAGGAAAAUUCGAGAGACGACGGAAGACGAGUUUUCGUGUCUGUGCCUUGGCUUGAUUUAUCUUCCCGCUGACGCGGUCUUAGACUGUAGGCAGCUACGUCAGGUGGAGAUCAAAGGCGUCAGGCGUUUCUCGGCUUUCUCUUUGUUCUCCUGCAACUUUGUCUGGAGACCUUGCCAUUCUCCUCUCCUCGAACGUGCAGCUUCUUCGCUUUGUUUUCGUACGUUUGCUUCUCACAUGUUCAUCUUUGCUGCGCCUCCUCCUGUCGUUACUCUUUCUCACUGUGGCCGCGCUCUCGCGGGUCUUCUGCUCUCACUGCCCUCCUGUCACAGUUUCAGCUUCUCGAGUUACUUGCGUUCUCGUCACUCCCCUGGCCUCUCGGGAAGCUGAUGUCUUUCGGAAAGACACGAAGGAAGUCGGCUGCCAUGCUGCUACCUGGGUCGAAGCACUUGUAUGCAGUUCCUCAUGGUCACAGGUGACUGCGAAAAUCUAGUUUUUUUAUAAAACAAGGAAUGCGUUUAUGUUCAAGAUUUAUGCGUACGUAACGCGUUUCUUAUUCGGGACAAGAGUGAUGAAUGUCGAUAAUUUUUCGAUCACUUCUUUUACUCCAAAAGGGACUUUUGCGUGCUUGCUUCUUCCUCUUUUCGCUGCUGCCUCCACGGUGCGCAACUUCAUUCUGAAAGUCUAGAGCA
Messenger RNA from Toxoplasma gondii ME49, 11622 nucleotides. RefSeq names its product ubiquitin carboxyl-terminal hydrolase. Gene Ontology annotation, molecular function: cysteine-type endopeptidase activity; cysteine-type deubiquitinase activity. The transcript is spliced from 4 exons. The record is from RefSeq and is a predicted model, not a curated record. Gene Ontology annotation, biological process: protein deubiquitination. Lineage: Eukaryota; Apicomplexa; Conoidasida; Eucoccidiorida; Sarcocystidae. Gene Ontology annotation, cellular component: nucleus; cytosol. The coding region runs from base 340 to 9681 and encodes 3113 amino acids.